Molecule: messenger RNA, 6208 nt
Organism: Solea solea (common sole)
Lineage: Eukaryota; Metazoa; Chordata; Actinopteri; Pleuronectiformes; Soleidae
Product: voltage-dependent calcium channel subunit alpha-2/delta-1
Exons: 39
Coding region: 230-3526 (1098 amino acids)
Cellular component (GO): L-type voltage-gated calcium channel complex
Molecular function (GO): voltage-gated calcium channel activity
Source: RefSeq, a predicted model, not a curated record
CAGUACCUGUUAGAGCCGUGGAUUGACCGGCUGAUCAGAUUAGAGGUGUCAGGGUUUGUUAAUCUGUGAGGGAGCAGACUCUCUGUCACUCACGCUGCUGCCUUCUCUGCUGCACACUGCCUCUCUCCCAUUCACCGGCACCAGAGGGGAGUGGAUCACAUUUUGGUGUUGACGUUCGUCGGGGAAUUUCCUCCCCUUUUCCUUUUCUUUUAUCCCUUUUUUCUUUUUUAUGAUUUAUCUUACAAUGGGUACCUGCAGACAGCGAGUCUGGCUCUUCCUGCUCCUGCUCUGGCAGCUCAGCGGCUCUUUGGCAUCGCAGUUUCCGACCCAGCUCAUGAUUAAAGAAUGGGUGGAUCAGAUGCAGAAGGAGCUCAUUACCCUGGCAGACACGGCCACAGCUGGGAAGAGCCUCACUCAGAUUUUUCUGAGAAACCAGCACCUGUUCAGUGUUGAGCAAAACGAUGCGGAGGAGCUGGUGGCCAGAGCAGCCAGGAACAUUGAGCAGCUGCUGCGCAAGAGAUCUGCUGCCUUGAAGAAACUGGCCACAGCUGCCGAGAAACUGCAGAUGGCACAUGCGUGGAAGGAUGAUUUUGAGGAUGAUGAAAUCGCCUACUACAACGCAAAGGACAAUCUGGAUGCAAAUGAGACGGAAGGAAGAAAAUACAGGAUCCGACCAGAUUUUAAAGAGGACCUGCUAUUUAGACGUCUGACUGAUCACAACCACACGGCUGUCCACAUCCCCACUGACAUCUAUGAUGGCUCCACUAUUGUCCUGAAUGAGCUGAACUGGACUGAGGCUCUGGAGGACGUGUUUAGAAAGAACAGAGAAGAGGACCCAACCCUUCUCUGGCAGGUGUUUGGCAGUGCUACUGGCCUGGCUCGCUACUACCCAGCUUCUCCCUGGAUGGAUGCGCGCAAGACCCCCAGUAAAAUUGACCUGUACGAUGUUCGUAGGCGGCCAUGGUACAUCCAGGGAGCUGCCUCCCCCAAAGAUAUGCUCAUCCUCGUUGACGCGAGCGGGAGUGUAUCCGGCCUGACUCUCAAGCUGAUCAGGACGUCUGUCUGCGAGAUGUUGGAGACUCUGUCUGACGACGACUAUGUCAAUGUAGUUUAUUUUAACACCAGGGUGAAGAAGACGGCGUGUUUCGAUCACCUGGUUCAAGCCAACGUGAGGAACAAGAAGCUAUUGAAGGACGCUGUGCAGAACAUCUCGGCGAAGGGAAUAACAAACUACACAAAGGGCUUUGAGUUUGCGUUCGAGCAGCUCUCUGUGACUAAUGUGAGUCGAGCCAACUGCAACAAGAUCAUCAUGCUGUUUACUGACGGGGGAGAGGAAAGAGCUCAGGCCAUACUUGAGAAAUACAAUGCCGACAAAAAGGUGAGGAUCUUCACCUUUUCAGUUGGACAACACAACUAUGAUAAAGGACCCAUUCAGUGGAUGGCCUGUUCCAACAAAGGUUACUUCUAUGAGAUACCUUCCAUCGGAGCCAUUAGGAUAAACACACAGGAGUACCUGGAUGUCCUGGGCAGACCCAUGGUUCUGGCAGACAAGCAGGCCAAGCAUGUCCAGUGGACGAAUGUGUACCUCGAUGCCCUGGAACUGGGUCUGGUCAUCACUGGAACUCUCCCAGUCUUCAACAGAACCAUGACCAUCGAUGACAGGAAUGGCGAGCACCAGAAUCAGUUGAUUCUUGGUGUAAUGGGGAUUGAUGUGUCUCUGGAUGACAUCAAGAAACUCACGCCACGCUUCACAAUUGGUCCAAAUGGUUACUACUUUGCCAUCGAUCCCAAUGGAUACGUCCUACUGCACCCCAAUCUUCAGCCCAAGAAAAGGAUCCAUAACAGGAAGCACAGGCUCAGUAAUAAGUACGCUGUCACUUUUCAUGAGGAACCUGUUACCCUCGACUUACUGGAUGCUGAGCUGGAAAAUGACAUCAAAGUGGAGAUCAGGAAAAUGAUGAUCGAUGGUGAAAUAGGCGAACGUACCAUUCACACUCUGGUGAAAACGCAGGACGAGCGAUACAUAGAUAGAGGAAUCCGAACCUACACGUGGGGACCUGUCAACGGAACAGAUUACAGCCUGGCUCUUGCUCUGCCGAAAUACAGCGAGCACUUCAUUCAAGCUAAACUGGGGGACGACAUGAAACAAGCCAUGUCCAUGGAGACCAUGCAGCUGGAGAGGUUUGAUGAGUACGGUUACACCUACAUUGCGCCAAGGGAUUAUUGCAAAGAGCUUAAAGUGUCAACCAACAACACCCAGUUUCUCCUGGACUUCAACGAGUACAUCGAUAGAAACACUCCAGGUGUCUGUAAUGUGUCCCUCGUGAGUCGACUGAUCCUGGACGCAGGUCUGACGGCUGAACUGGUUAAACUUUGGAACGAGCAGACAGUGGAUGGAGUUGCGGCCAGGUUUGUCGCCACAGAUGGAGGAAUCACGAGGGUCUACCCAAGAAGUGCUGGGGAAGAGUGGACAGAAAAUCCUGAGACAUAUGAGUCCAGUUUCUACAAGAGGACCCUGGACAAUGAAAUUUAUAUUUUCACAGCUCCAGCUUUCAACACCGAGACCAGAGAGUCUGUUUCCGAGACAGGUAUUCUAGUGAGCAAAGCAGUGGACCUCACCAUUGACAAAGUCACACUCAAACCAGCAGUGGUUGGAGUGAAACUCAAUGUCUCGUUCUGGAUGAACUCUUUCAUGAAUGCUACUCUGAAAAACAAUUGCAAGGAUGAGAUCUGCGGCUGUCUGCGGAAUGACAAGCAUGUAGACUGUGUGAUUCUCGAUGAUGGAGGUUUUCUUCUCAUGUCCAAUCAAGAGGAGUACCUCACACUGAUUGGACAGUUCUUUGGCGAGGUGGAUCCGGUGCUGAUGAUCAACCUGGUCAACACGUCCCUGUAUUCCUUCAACAAGACCUAUGACUAUCAGUCUGUGUGUGACCCAGAGAAAGACAGCAAAGCUGCAGCAGGACCGCGCUCCGUCUAUGUGCCUACCAUUGCAGAUCUGCUCAGUAUAGGCUGGUGGGCCUCCACUGCUGCCUGGUCUUUACUCCAGCAGCUCUUCUACUGUCUGAUUUUCCCCAACCUUCUAGAGCCAGUGGAGUCAGCAGAUGAUGACAUAGCAGAUGCCAUGUUUAAGGAGAGCUGUAUCACAGAGCAGACUCAGUACUUCUUUGACAAUGAUGAAAGAUCCUACUCAGGUGUCCUGGACUGUGGGAACUGCUCAAGGAUGUACCGUGCGGAGAAGCUGCCAAACACCAACCUUGUGUUCCUGAUCACUGAUGCCAAAGCAACGUGUUUGUCAUGUGACCCCAGACCGCUACGACAGGCGGAACAACCCUCUGAAGGUCCGGAUCAAUGUGAGUUGGCUCGGAACCCUAGAUACCGCAAAGGGCCGGACGUGUGUUUUGACAACAACGAAGAUGAGGAUGAUUCUGAUUGCGGAGGAGGGACCAGCCUAAGUCCGUGUCUUUGGCCAAUGCUUGGGCUCCAACUGCUGCUUCUGUGGCUCAUCACAUCUUUACAACACUCAUGACCCUGACACACACAGAUCAUAAUCUCAUUUCACACAAAAAAAGACACUCCAGUUACGCCAUCCAGGAUAUGCAGAAUAUUUACAACAAGACUAUUACUUUUUUUUUUCUUUUUUUCUUUGAGAACCAGUAUCAGCAUUUCCAUUUUACAAUGCCAAAGGGUGCUCAUUCAUUUCCUCCUCCACAUUUCCAAAAACAGAGACACAUUUACUGUGCUCAGCUGCACUCAUCUCCAUCACCCAUACAGUAUAUUCCUUAUACUCUCCUAUGGUGCAAGAGUAAGAGCUAACCAAACCCUUUAAAUUCUGCCUCAUUUCUUUCUCCGACUUGUAUAGUGGAAGGUGAAGAGUUUGUCCCACUAUGCCAAAUGAAAACCAUUCAAAGACUGUAUGCUCACUGACAGCAUUGAUUUGUGUAGUCGUCUAUAGUAUUGUUUGUUGCUUAUUAUAUUUAUUGCGUAUGAAUCAUUAUGCUGUAAUGAUUGUUGAUUUUGAACAAGCCGUGCAACUGCAGUAUGACGAGUGUCCCUUUCUUCUUUCUUUUUUUUUUCUGAGUGUUUCUUGAAAUGUACUGUACCUAACUAUUUAUCUGUUCUGUUCGUUUGCCAAAUCAACAAGCAUUUUGUGACUAUAGCUAGGUGUUGUAGCCUAUUGUAGCAGCAUGUGCUCAGUACAGAGCGAAAGACGACACCGAAAACUCUGACACCAAAGCUCCACGCGCGGCACCGAGGACCACAAACGCACCACAGACAAUCUAUUUUGAGAGAUUCCUCAAACGUGGGUGUGCAUCGGCUUUGAUCUACAAAGUUAACGCGAUAGAUUCGACGCCAUAUUGAGAUACGUGAGUUGUGAAACCAAAUCCUCAAGGAUAUUUGCAAUUUGGCGUGUGUCAGAUCUUCGUCUAAUUGCUUUGGUUGUCUUCAAUUUGAUGCAUCGAACUCUCCCAGUGCCUAAAUAGUAACUCAAACAGUCUGUUACGUAAACGAAGAAAGGCAUCAGAGAUUUAUUCCUAUAUCAUGUCUGCUUCUAUGCUAAUGCUUGCUGCAAUAUGGCAGGUUUCUAUAGCCUACAUACUGAAAUGGGACAAAUGCUGCUGCACUUAAUGUGACUCAGACAUCGGUAACACUUUACAUUAUGGUGCAGUAACAACUUAAAAUAGAGAGGUUAUAUGAUGGUAGUGACAUAUUCUCUCUAUAAUGCAUUUGUCAUCUUGGUAAUAAAAAUGCUGAAAAGAAUAUUGAUCAUAUUAUAAAGUUGAAAUUCAUCUGCCCUCACGUCCCACAACGUGAUUACCAAGCUGCUCCUCGGUAUUGACUGUAGAAAUAAGAUGGUAUCACCAUAAUAUUAAUCACGCAGUAUUAUUAGCACAUUUUAUUUUUACUUCAUUAUAUAUAUAUUUGAAAAUAUCUGUACUUUCCACUCCACUACAUUUCUAUAAUGUAUUGAGUUAAAAAAAAUUUUAUCAACAGUAAAUGGGAACUGGUUGACUGAUCCAGUCAGUGUGAGGUGGGCGUGUGACAGGAUUAAAAUAAAUAAUCUGAUAGUUGGCAGUGGCGUCAUCUGCACUAUAUUUUACCAUUCUUGUAUUAAACAAUAUAUAUAUGUCUCUGUGUGUGUGUGUGUGUGUGUGUGUGGAAUAACAAAUGUAUCAUAAUGACUAUGAAUGAUAUCGUAAUUGCGAAAUUCUGACUUCUCAACUGAAAUGAGGCAAACUUGGAGUAGUGAUGCCACUCCACCAGUUCCAAUGUGAUGCAGCACUAGUUUUACUCAAGUACAACAGUUAAUAUAGUACAUUUUUGUCUUUAUUUGUACUUCCUCCACAGAUUCCACAUUUGUACUGCACUAUAAUCCAAAGUGUUACCAAAACAACCAGUGAUUUUGACUCUGGCAGCAUAAUAUCAUUUUCAUCUGUGCUCAGAACAGAUUUUCAGCAGACCUGAGCUUGCAUUUCAACACUUCUCUUUAUUAGUCCUGUUUCUGUUCCCUUUCUGGAUCUCCAGACUCAGGAGCCAAGAUGACUUGUGAAUGAGAUCAGCAUAUCAAAAUGACUGUUUUGUUUCUCUCUCUCUCUCUCUCUCCUUGCUGUUCUCCUUAUGCUUGUUUCUUCUUUCCAUUGCUCUUUAACGUGCUGUGAAGCAGAUGCUGAAGGCUCAGUGUCGAAAACGCUGCAAUGUCAUGGGAUGAGCUUGUUAUGUGUUUGAACGCUGUCCUCACCCUGUGGUCAGCAUGAAGUCCUGCUGGAGAGAACUUUGAAACCACAUAGCCAACAGUAGUCAUUUUGCAUCACACGAGUGUUUUCAUUUUCCCUUUUCUACAAUUUCAUCGACCUCUCUCCACCUCGCCUACAUGCUGAUCAGCUGGUACUGGUGGUCAGGUUACAUCUGUCCACCAAAGUCGUGUGUUGACUUACUUUCCUUCUGUUUCCCUCGGGGAUCCCGUGUCUUUGUGCAGGCAUGUGCGUGUCCCUCUGAUAUCUGAUUGUGCUUUAAUACUGUACACGAUUUACUCUUUUGUGGACCUUGACUAGCCUGAAUCAAUUUUGUAUACAUUUGUACACUAAUACUAUUUACUGUAUAAAAGAGAAAAAUGAAAGUAAAGAAAAAAAAGUGUUUAUAAUAUGGUGUUGAUGAUUAUUAUUGUGCAAAAUAUAAUAUAUUCACAAUAAAAGUGUUGAUUGUUAUGUUA